Messenger RNA from Lethenteron reissneri (Far Eastern brook lamprey), 2679 nucleotides. RefSeq names its product transmembrane protein 106B-like. NCBI's taxonomy places the organism in Eukaryota, Metazoa, Chordata, Hyperoartia, Petromyzontiformes, Petromyzontidae. The record is from RefSeq and is a predicted model, not a curated record.
ACUUCUGAGUCGUGGAAUCGCAAAUCGAUUCGGGUGAAUCGAUUCGUUGGCUCAGGAGUUAAAAUUGCGGCAAACGCCGAGUCGAGGUCGCUUCUUGCUGUCGUCCUGAACCAUUUGGCGGUGAGCUUCACAACAAAGAGUUUGCGCGCAUCUUUGAAAGGCAGCUCAGUGGGGGCGAGCAGGAGAUUUUCAUUCCUGAACAAUGGGCUCUACGGCGUCGCGGUACAAGACUUUCGGCGGCGGCGGUGGCAAUGACAGCUCGGGACCUCUCGCGUCCGGGAGCCCCAACGGGAACUUGGGGGUGCUGCCAUCUCGAGAUGAGGACAUCGGAGAGGGGACGGCUGUGGCGCCUGCCGACAUCUCGCAGUUCCCCUACGUUGAGUUCACGGGCAGAGACAGCGUGACGUGCCCCACUUGCCAGGGCACAGGACGUAUACCCAGAGAGCAAGAAAAUCAGCUGGUGGCACUGAUCCCAUACAGUGAUCAGCGGCUGAAGCCCCGAAGGACCAAGCUGUACGUGUUGCUGUCGGUCUUGUCCUGCCUGCUUGUGUCGGGGCUCAUCGUCUACUUCCUGUUUCCGCGCUCGGUGGACGUCACCAACGGAGGCAUCAAGUCGGCGCUGGUCACUUUCAACGCCAACACCAGCACGGUCUACAUAAACAUCACGAGCUCCCUGAACAUUACAAACAACAACUUCUACUCUGUGUACGUGAUGAACAUCACGUCGCAAGUGCAGCACCUCAAGACCGUCAUAGGCACGGCACGCUUCACCAAUGUCACCCAUAUCGCCCCACUCAGCCAGAGCCAGAUCGACUUCACCAUCAAUACAGAGAUCAGCGCUGGUUUAUCUUACGUCUACUACUACUGCACCUUGCCAUCAAUCAAAGUCCACAACAUAGUGGUGCUUAUACAGUCAACGGUCACGACUUCUUACGUGUGCCAUGCCGAGCAGGACUCCAUUGAGAGCUACGAGUACGUGGAUUGUGGCUCCAACACAACAUACCACCACGGUCGCUUCGGUGUGGCCCCCGCUGGGGGCUCCAACCAUCUCGUCUGAAGGCGCCUCCCCCACCCACCGUAGGAUUAAGAUGCUGUGACGUAUUGCACAAUCCCUUCAGCAUAGGCAUCGUUACGGAAAGGUACGGCCAUUCCUGCAGCUUGUAGGGGCGGGGGGGGGGGGCAUGCACGAAGAGGUGCCGAGUUUAUUUUUAGGGCGUGCCAGUACGCCCAGGUGUCUUAACCAUGCAAGUGCAGUCUGGAUAUUGUCCCACAGAGCCAUCUGUCAGGGCUUGUGUUUUUGCAUGGAUGUGUUUGUCUCAUUCUUCCAUUUGUGCAUUAUCACAGCUGUGUUGGUGGGGUGAUAUUUUUCCACUUAAUUUAUAUUGUUGCUCUGAAGAAAUGUUGCUUCAGCAGUGUGGAAGGCUAAGCAUUGUCCCAAUGUAUUGCAAGUAAAAUGGAGACCCUUACGAAGGGUUUACUCAUGUUUUGAGUGUUUGUGAGCAUAAUGCAUUUAGUCUACACACUUCAUGUUAUCACCCCUCCCUAAAACCCUGUUUUGGACACCAAUAUUUUUCCUUAUGCACACGUUCAUUUAGCAAGUCAGUGUUUUUGCAUUGUCAUAUUGUUGAACACUGUUAAUGGUUUUUGCACAUUGUUACCGCUAUCAUUGGAAUGCUAAAUAAAUGUUUAGGAAGCAUUUUUAAGGAAUAAGUUAGCGGUAAAAUUUACAGUUGACAAUGCUGGAUUGGGGUAAUUCAACAUGCCUUGUUAUAUUUGUGUUGUAUAUUAGACAUUUAAUGAGUGUAGAGUAAACACGAUGUACAGUAUUACCAAACAUGUUGACAUUUUAAUUUCCAAUAAAUAAAAUGUACAUGUAAUGAUUACAAAUAGAAGGUAAAUCGUAACUAUUGUUGGUAUGUCCAGAGAUUAGUGCCAAGAUGAGGCAAUGGAAAUUACACCAUUAUUUGAAUACACAGAAAGAAAUACACACUUGCACCCCCAAGUCUUGAUUCAAGAGCAGUGCCUAGUGGAUAUUAUGGGAAGUUACUAACUUCUUAACAUAACUUUUGUACUGUAAUUAAAAUAGAUACUUUUCGAACCAUAGCACGCUGUAAUAGAGGUUUUUUUUUGGCUUAGGUCGCGUGAAUAUAAAUGUUUGUUAAACCUGCCACCACCUGACACAGCCAAUUAGUAAGGUUUGUCACGUAAAUGGAACAUGCCGAUUUAUUACAACAUUUACAAUCAGAGUACGAUGUUUUGCCAGUCUCGCCAGUAAUUAUAACUGGCAUCAGACGGCAGUCAGAUUUUGCUUCUUUUGUUUACGUGACAAACCUUACUAAUUGGCUGUGGCGGGUUUAACAACACAUUUACGCGAUCUAACCUAAAAAAAAAACCUGUGGAUUAUAUUGGUCACGAAAGCUUACGUGUUAUAUGAUAGCAGCACACUGCUUUGUUGCAUAAAAAUAAAUAAUUAAAAACUGCAGGACUUGGUGAAAAAUGUUCUUGGUAUCUUCUCUGUAUUUUAAUCUUUGUGAUCUUCAUUCUUUGGAUAACAUGAGAAACCUGUGGAACCUCGGACUAUUAUAUGAUACACCGUCUUUUGUCGUGAAUGCUUGUACCGUUUAUUUGCUGGAUGCUGCUGACUAGUUUAUUAAGCCAAGUAUAAAGCAUACAAAUACA